Harpia harpyja (harpy eagle) is the source of this 1081-nucleotide messenger RNA. RefSeq names its product charged multivesicular body protein 2A (gene CHMP2A). Lineage: Eukaryota; Metazoa; Chordata; Aves; Accipitriformes; Accipitridae. Gene Ontology annotation, biological process: protein transport; late endosome to vacuole transport; endosome transport via multivesicular body sorting pathway. The record is from RefSeq and is a predicted model, not a curated record. Gene Ontology annotation, cellular component: ESCRT III complex; multivesicular body.
ACCACCGGGAGGGCGGGGCCGUGGCGCCCGGCGCACGUGUUCUUCCCUCCGUCACGUGACCGAAACCCGGGCCACGUCACGAGGUUUGCGGAAGUGCGCGGGAGAGACCGGGAGACGCGGAAGGAUCCGGGGCGCCGCUGCCACCAUGGACCUGCUGUUCGGGCGCCGGAAAACGCCAGAAGAGUUGCUGCGGCAGAACCAGCGGGCGCUGGCCCGCGCCAUGCGGGAACUCGACCGCGAGCGCCAGAAGCUCGAAGCGCAGGAGAAGAAGAUCAUCGUCGACAUCAAGAAGAUGGCCAAGCAGGGCCAGAUGGAUGCGGUGAAGAUUAUGGCGAAGGACUUGGUGCGGACGCGGCGUUAUGUGAAGAAGUUCAUCACCAUGAGGGCCAACGUCCAGGCUGUGUCCCUCAAGAUCCAGACCCUCAAGUCCAACAACUCCAUGGCCCAGGCCAUGAAGGGUGUCACCAAGGCCAUGGCCACUAUGAACCGGCAGCUGAAGCUGCCCCAGAUCCAGAAGAUCAUGAUGGAGUUUGAGAAGCAGGCGGAGAUUAUGGACAUGAAAGAGGAGCUAAUGAACGACGCCAUCGAUGACGCCAUGGGGGACGAGGACGAUGAGGAAGAGAGCGACGCGGUGGUGUCACAGGUGCUGGAUGAGCUGGGGCUGAACCUGACCGACGAGCUGGCCACCCUGCCCCCCGCCGGGGGGUCGCUGGCGGCGGGGGAGGGGCGGGCGCCCGAGGCCGCGGCCGCGCUGGCCGACGCCGACGCCGACCUGGAGGAGCGGCUCAAGAACCUGCGCCGGGACUGACCCUUGACCUCCGACCCCUGACCCCCCACCUGGAUGACCCGAAAUAACCCCCCGCCCCCCCUUUCUUUUUCGCCACCCUGCGACUCCGGGGUUGACCCCUGCUGCUCCGCGACCCCGGGGUUGACCCUACGACCCCCCCCGGGGUUGACCUCAGCGAACCCGCGACCCUGGAGCCGCCCCGGGGUGACCUCUGACCCCGUGCGACCUACGGUCACCGCCGUGACCCCUGCGGUGACCUUUGAACUUAGCCAACGGCGACCCGCCUGCCCCCGA